AUGUUGAGAGUUUCCUUCAAAAUCAAAGAUGAUGUUGUUGAUUUUCGACACGACACAUUUCUUUUUCCCGAUCAGACAUCAGAACUGAAUAGCCUUUUUGUGUUGUUUGGUUGCAGGGAUAACGCAACUGAAAGUGUUGCCACCGAGGGUCGUAAUAUUAACUUCUCGGUUAAUACGAGGCAAGGCAAAAUGUUGCCAAUUCUCAAGGAUUGUUCAAUUCGGAUUCCUUCCGUACGGUUGUGGAUGCUUCUUGGACCUAAUGGUUGUGGUAAAUCUACCAUUUUAAAGAUCUUGGCAGGUCUUUUGACCCCUACAAACGGGGUUUUAUACGUUAGAAGGCCAAAGAGUUAUGUAUUCCAAAAUCCAGACCAUCUUAUUGAGGCAUCUCUCACCAAGCAGGUUGCGAUGCCUAUAGUUGAAGCAGAUGUUGCAUUUUGCCUUGGGAGAUUAAACUUAACGAACUCUAAAGUUAGAUCCAGGGUGUCAAAAGCUUUGGAUGCUGUUGGCAUGUCUGAAUACCUACAUAGGCCAGUUCAAACUCUUAGCGAUGGUCAAAAGCAAAGGGUUGCCAUUGUUGGAUAA
Gossypium arboreum is the source of this 582-nucleotide messenger RNA. RefSeq names its product ABC transporter I family member 10-like. The transcript is spliced from 5 exons. The record is from RefSeq and is a predicted model, not a curated record. Gene Ontology annotation, cellular component: chloroplast envelope; membrane. Gene Ontology annotation, biological process: transmembrane transport. Gene Ontology annotation, molecular function: ATP hydrolysis activity; ATP binding. Bases 1 to 582 code for a protein of 193 amino acids. Lineage: Eukaryota; Viridiplantae; Streptophyta; Magnoliopsida; Malvales; Malvaceae.